Molecule: messenger RNA, 4209 nt
Organism: Penicillium malachiteum
Lineage: Eukaryota; Fungi; Ascomycota; Eurotiomycetes; Eurotiales; Aspergillaceae
Product: chromatin-binding exonuclease XRN1
Exons: 2
Coding region: 1-4209 (1402 amino acids)
Biological process (GO): rRNA catabolic process; nuclear-transcribed mRNA catabolic process
Cellular component (GO): nucleus
Molecular function (GO): RNA binding; 5'-3' RNA exonuclease activity
Source: RefSeq, a predicted model, not a curated record
AUGGGUGUCCCCAAGUUCUUUCGAUGGCUGAGUGAGCGGUAUCCCGCCAUCUCCAUGCUCAUCAAGGAGAGUCGCAUCCCAGAAUUUGAUAGCCUUUAUUUGGAUAUGAACGGUAUCAUCCACAACUGUACACACAGUGAUAGCGAUUCCCCAACAUUCCGCAUGUCUGAGGAGCAGAUGUUUAUUGCCAUUUUCAACUAUAUCGAGCACUUGUUUGGAAAGAUCAAGCCGCAGAAGCUGUUUUUCAUGGCUGUAGAUGGUGUCGCCCCACGAGCCAAGAUGAAUCAGCAACGUGCACGUCGUUUCCGAACUGCGCUUGACGCUGAGAAUGCGAAGGAGAAGGCAAUCGCGCAAGGAAUGGAAAUGCCAAAGGAAGACGCCUUUGACAGCAACUGCAUCACACCUGGUACCGAGUUUAUGGCCAAGUUGACCCAGCAACUGAAGUACUUCAUCAACAAGAAAAUUUCAGAGGAUUCGGAUUGGCAAGGCGUGGAGAUUGUGCUUUCAGGACACGAGGUCCCCGGAGAGGGUGAGCAUAAGAUUAUGGAGUACAUUCGGCGCUCGAAAGCGCAGCCCGACUACCAUCCAAACAUGCGACACUGUCUGUACGGAUUGGAUGCCGAUUUGAUCAUGCUGGGUCUUCUCAGUCAUGAUCCUCAUUUCUGUCUUCUGCGAGAAGAGGUAACCUUUGGUCGCCAAACACAGAAGAAACCCAAAGAGCUCGAACACCAGAAUUUCUAUCUCUUGCAUCUGAGCAUGGUUCGAGAAUAUCUCGAGUUAGAGUUCCAAGAGCUAGAGGAAGAAGGUGCUCUAAACUUUCCAUUCAAUAUGGAGCGCGUAAUCGAUGAUUUUAUUCUCAUGGCAUUUUUUGUUGGAAAUGAUUUCUUACCCAACUUGCCGAACCUUCAUAUCAACGAAGGUGCGCUGGCACUUAUGUUCAAGAUCUACAAGGAAGUUCUGCCUAAGAUGGGUGGCUACAUCAAUGAAGAAGGUGUGAUUAAUGUCGAGCGCCUGGGCAUGCUUAUUGAUGCGAUGAGUGAAUUCGAGCAUCGAUUCUUUGAAGUCGAGUACUCUGAUGCACAGUGGGUAAAAGCGAGACAAAACGAUGGCACUCUUGAAUUAGAGACGAAACCAAAGGAGUUGACCAUCACCACCUCUCAAAAGGAGAUUCUGAAGAAGGUGAAGAAGUACGUCUUGAACCGGCCAAGCAAGGGAUCUGAAGUGAAGCCUUUGGAUUUCCCUCCCACACUACCGGACAGCGAUCGCAACUUCAUUGAAAAGCUUGCCGAUCAACUUCGAGUAUCUUGGUCUACAGCGGAGAAUGCAAACGGAGAUCGCUUUAUGAGGCUGCAAUUACCACAGCCCGAGAAUAAUGACUGUGAUGAUGAUGAGUCUGAUGAAGAUGAGGAGGCCACCUUGGCCAUUCAGCGUAUUAUUCGGAAGUACGAAAGAGCUAAAAUUCAGGAUAUGACCGCUCAAGAAGCGCAAGAGGCAGCACAACAAAAGUACGAUGCCACUUUCUUGCAAUGGAGAGAUAAUUAUUACCGCUCCAAAUUCGAUUGGGGGCUUGACAAUGAGGAGGAGAUGAAGAAGCUUGCAGAGAACUAUGUGCAAGGUUUGCAAUGGGUUCUAUUCUAUUAUUAUCGGGGUAUUGCAUCUUGGCCUUGGUUUUUCCAAUACCAUUACGCGCCCAUGAUUUCUGACGUAAAGAAGGGACUUGGUGCAAACAUGAACUUUCGUCUUGGCCAACCUUUCCGUCCAUAUGAUCAAUUGAUGGGUGUGUUGCCGGAUCGGAGUAAGAAGAUUGUGCCAACUGCAUACUGGGAGCUUAUGACCUCGCCUGAUUCUCCUAUCAUUGAUUUCUACCCACGUGAUUUCGAUCUUGACAUGAAUGGCAAGAAAAUGGAAUGGGAAGCUGUGGUAAAGAUCCCUUUCAUUGACGAAAAACGACUACUUGAUGCUUUAAAGACGCGAGAAAAAUACCUUACCCCAGAUGAAAAAUCGCGGAAUGGCUUCGGAACUAGUCUGAAAUUCACAUAUUCCCACGAUGUGAACUUCGUCUAUCCGUCAUCCAUGCCUGGAGUGUUCCCUGAUCUGCCUAACUGCCAUUGCAUUGAGAAUAUCUUCGACCUCCCCACCAUGGACGGAUUGAUUCCAUACCAUGGCCUGAUGGAUGGUGUCCAGCUCGGCGAAGCUGCCCUGGCUGGUUUCCCUAGUCUCAAAACCCUGUCCAAUGCUGGUCAGUUGGGUUUCCACGGAGUUUGUGUCUUUCAACAGGAUAGCCGGAACGAGAGUCAGGUUAUUACUCUUCUAGACCCUUCCAAUCGCUCCAACGUUGAACUUGCCAAGGCCAAGCUUGGAAAACGAGUUCAUGUCGGAUACCCAUUCUUGCAAGAAGCCCUUGUCAUCCGGGUUUCAGACGAACUAUUUGACUACAUUCUUCCUCCGGGCGAGCAACAUGUUGUCUCCAUCCCGCACACCCCUCAGCAAAUUGAACAAUGGAAGAAGAAGGCCAACAAAAUUGAGGGCACUUACAGCAAGCGACUUGGUAUCAUCAUUGGUGAUGUUGAGUCCUUGGUGCACAUCCAACUGUUAAAGGGCAUGAUCAAAACCGACGAUGGAGCUACCAUCAAAGAGUUCGCCGAUGUCCCUGGCCAAGAAACCGAUUUUGCAGCCCAAGUUGUCGUUGAAGAUGUAAUCAAUCCCGACGCACGGUUUAUUGAGCGAGAGGCCCUUCCAAUUGAAGAAGAAUUUCCAGAAGGUUCCCGUUGCUUCUUUUUGGGUGACUUCAACUAUGGAAGACCUGUCCAUGUAACGGGUCAUUCCGAAGGCAAAGUCAAUGGACUUGUCGCAGCUGUGAAAGGCCGCGAGCCAGAAUUUGGGCGAAAGCACGUUCAGGAGGCUGAGCGAUCAAACCCUUACAUGCCCUCGUAUGCUGUUGCACGAAGUCUACGCCUUAACCCUCUUGUGUUGGCCAAGAUUACUUCCUCCUUCACUGUCGAAGUGGAAGGUCAGCGUGUUAACCUGGGUCUCAACCUCAAGUUCGAAGCCCGAAAACAGAAGGUUCUUGGAUAUUCUCGCCGUGGAGACUCCGGCUGGGAAUUCAGCCCCAAGGCAGUCACCCUGCUUCAGCAGUACAUGAUCAACUUCCCGGAAUUCAUUGCUGGCAUUCAACGCAACCCACAGAACGACCGCUACUCGCCUACUGACUUUUACCCGGAGGAGAUUGCACUUGUGAAGAUGAAGGAAAUCCGCGAAUGGCUUAAGUCAGCUGAGGCUAAGGACUUCCAAAGAGUCCCGCUUGAAGCCGAACAGCUUGACUCGGACAUUGUCCUUCUCAUCCAGCAGGAUGCGGACGAAAUGAACCAAUCACUACCGGAAAUGCAGCCGAAGAAGGUUCGGGGUGUCCCCCGAGGGGCUCUGCUUCGACCCGAGGAUGUUGAACACCGUCUUGGUAGCCAGACUUUCAGGCUUGGUGACCGGGUUGUAUAUGCCCAGAAUUCCGGAAAGGUCCCUAUCGCUACCCGGGGUACCGUUGUUGGUCUCACCAGGACACCCCUUACAAUCUUGCUUGAUGUGGUUUUCGAUGCGUCCUUUAUGAGCGGCACAGACCUCGGCAAGCGUUGCGCGCCAUUCCGGGGUCAGACAGUCCCUGCCGCAUCGGUUUUGAAUCUUUCCCACCGUCAGUUGGUCACUAGCUCCCGUGCUACAACAAACCAGCAAUCUCAGCAGGAGCCUCUUCCCCUGACAGUCGCUGGAUACGGAGCACCUGUUGGUCCCAACGGACAAGGGCAGCUGCAUAAUGCUCCCACUCCUCCUCCCCUCAGAGGCUCUUUCCGCGGUGCUGUUACUGGUCAAGCUCGAGGACGCGGAGGGCUGGGUAAUGGGCAGUCGAGUACAUUACCCUUCCGUCCCCACGUCAACGGUGGAGCACCCCGUGGACCUCGUGGCCGAGGAGGAUUUGUGAAUAACAAUGGGAACAACGGAACUCGUGGCGGGCGUGGUGGCCGAGGCGGCUAUGGCCCUAUUGAAAAUGGAGACCCCAGUGAAGGUGUGAUCCAGAAUAACCCUGAUUUCAGGCCGCAGAACUACACUCAAGUUCCGCCUCCUCAAGGACUGGAACAGCGACGUGGUCGUGGCCGGGGUCGCGGUAAUGGAUCCCGCGGUAGAGGAGGCCGUGGAAGAGGUGCUCAAACAAAUGACCAGUGA